ACACAUUAGACAGAUUAAACUAUCAAGCGAGGGUUGUAAAAGUUAUAAUCCUUGACGUGCAGCCUUGGCCAACAAGAAGGUUUACUGGAUCUGCUGUGAUGUGUCCGUGAUUAGCGAGAGCACCAAAAUGGGAAACAAUCACUCAGAACAGGAGCAACAAAGCAAGGGAAACCCAGAGACCAAACAAGAGAGUGUGCCAAAGAAGAAAGAUACAGAUGUAUGGAGUAGCUUUCGAAAUAAGACCAAGGCCCCUACACUGUCUCCACCAACCGCUUUUAAGCCUGUGCCUCCAAACCUUUUCAAGGGAAUUCCUCAUGAUUUCACAUCUGCCGUUGGCACAUCAACAUUCUACACAAAGCAGUUACUAGUGGAGACUCCACAUGAAGACAAAAUACCUGUGGACUCUAGUCCAGCAGUGUCCACAUUUUCACCCCAAGCAACUUUUACACCAAACCCAGUUAGGGUACCAAAGGAGCCAAGCGCUUACAAUAUUUCCUGGAACCGCCCUGAAGUUAAAAGCCCAGUUCCAACCCACAUUUCUUCAUUUGUCUUCCCAUCAGUAUCAGACAACACUCCUAUGAAAUCAGAUCUUCCUAAAUCAGAUUCUUUGAAAUCAGUUCCUCCGAAAUCAGAACCACGGAAAUCAGAUCCUUCGAAACCAGUUCCUCUGAAAUCAGUUCCUCUGAAACCAGAUCCUCCGAAAUCAGAUCCUCAGAAAUCAGAACCACGGAAAUCAGAUCCUCCGAAACCAGUUCCUCUGAAAUCAGUUCCUCUGAAACCAGAUCCUCCAAAAUCAGAUCCUACGAAAUCAGAUCCACCGAAAUCAGAUCCACCGAAAUCAGAUCCUCCGAAACCAGUUCCUCUGAAAUCAGAUCUUCCUAAAUCAGAUCCUACAAAAUCAAUUCCUCCGCAAGCAGUUCCUCAGAACAUCGCUUUAGCAUCUCCUACAAGACCUGUUGCUCUUUCAUCUCCAUGGCAAAGUAAUCCCCCCCAAAUCCCUAAGGAGGUCUGGCCUGAACCCCCAACACCUGUGAAACCGGCCUCGACUCCAGAAACUGUCUUAAGGGAGGCUAUAGCCAGCAUCUCUCAGGAUGUUCCAGUGCCUUUCCUUUUUACUGCAUCCACCCCGGAAAAAACACAAGGUCCUCCAAGAUCUGAAGUAGCAGCGGUAGACCAUAACAUUACUUCAGCGGAAAUAAGUGAAGAAUCCUCCCUGUGCUCUGAUAACACUGUGGUCAACAACACAGAGAGUGAAAAUGAUGACAACGUGAACAGUCAAACAUCUUUUGUGAUUUCUGAACAAACCCAUGCAGAAAUUAUGUCCAGACUUGCAUAUGUGGAAAACCAAAAGUGUCUUCCUGAAUCACCAGUCACUCAAAAGCAGGCAGUGGUGCAACGAGCCUUAAAUGGAGUCUCUUAUGCAGAGGCAGUUAAAAAGUCUCAACCAAAGAUCAACGUUGCCCGACGUGAAGCCAGAGUGAAAUUGUUGAAGAAAUUGAGGUUAUCUAAAUAUGGUGGAAAAGAGACAGAAACACAAACAGAUGACAACUCUGCUGAAGAAGGUAGCACUGUCCCUCAACAAACAUGCGACAUCUCCUCUACCGAUCUACUUCCACUAAAAGGUGCACCAGACCAGAGAGUUACACCAAAAAACAAAGCAGCUACUGAGCAGACAACACAUCUCAACCAAAAUGAAAAAUCUGCCAUCUCCUCUAACAUGAUCAAACUGGAAAAAGUCCCCUCCCUGGAUAAUGCAACUAAAAAGCUAGAACAGAAGACAGACAAUGCACCAUUAAAGAAUACCAAACCAGACCCCAAUUUGAACCAAAAUCCACCGACAAUACCAAAAAGAAAUCAAUCUGUAAGAGCGACAAAUCCCGCCCUGAGAACCGGUACACCAAAGACUGUACUUUGUCAAGAGCACAAUGUAAAUUCGGCUCCAACCACAGAUCUAACAGACGAAGCACAAAUGAGAGACAUUCUGAAGGCCAUACGUGGUUCACCUUGUCAAAUCAGUCAAACAGAGCUAAAAGCUGCUCUGCAAGCUGCAGGUGUCCCAACUUUACUGCAAGACAGAGUAACCCAGCUGAGGGUUUCCGCUCAAAUAUCCAGAACUGAGAGAGGAAAGGUGAAGGAAGGUUUUAAAUGUGUGCCUUCGCAAGUCAAACCUAAAUCAGGCCCCAAGCAAGUUCCUGCUUCCACUGAAACUCCACAAGAACAUUUAGACUGUUCUGCUGCAAAUGUCGAUCACAGUGAACUUUUAAGUUCACUGAUCAUCACUCCAUAUAGGCCAGCCUUAUCUUCUGUUUCUAAUUCCAAUUGUUUGUCCACAACAGACAUAUUAAAUGCCAGAUGUGACAAACAAAGUGCAGCAACAAUUGAAAUUAAACACUUGUCUCCAAAAUCCAAAAUGACCAAAAAAGAAGAUACAAAUACAGAAAAUGAAGAAAAGAUGCAGGGCCCAAAACCCUCAACACCAUCUCCACAGCCUCUCCCACGGCCUGAAGGUCGUUGGCACCCUUUCACCACAGAUCGGUCAUGUGUGCAGAGGGUUCGCUGUCAGCACCGGGGGAAUGGCAAGCUGCCCAAGAAUGUAAUGCAAUGGUUGAAUGUAAGUCGGAACUACCUGUGUGAGCCCUCAUGGGUCACCACAGCAUCACUGGCUGCUUCAAUUGCUCUGAGUGUACGACUGGAUAGGGAGGAUUCCCGUCAGUAAACCAACAAGACAAUAAAAAAUGACAUGUUUGUAAAAACGUAGAA
This is a messenger RNA of Sardina pilchardus (European sardine), 2760 nucleotides long. RefSeq lists its product as uncharacterized. The transcript has 4 exons. The record is from RefSeq and is a predicted model, not a curated record. The coding region runs from base 128 to 2716 and encodes 862 amino acids. Lineage: Eukaryota; Metazoa; Chordata; Actinopteri; Clupeiformes; Clupeidae.